GGAAAGGAGAGAUAGGGAAAAGGUGGGGCCGGGCCCGCAGGUGGAGGUGAACCUCGGGAGUCCCUCCGGCCGGAGCUCCUCUCCUGCUUUGUCGUCCCAUCCCAGGCUUCCGCAGCAGGGCGGGCGGUGACCGCGCGGUCACCCGUGACCGUGCCCCUUGAUCUCGGCCGCCCGUGGCUAGGGGCGCGCACGGUGACUGGGCAGGUGACGGUGGCGUGGCGCGUGACGCCACGGCCGGGAGCCGGACCUCUCCCCGCUCCCCCCAGUUAGAGCCGCGCGGUCUCGCCUCGUUCUUCCUCCGCGGGCCCCCGAGGCCAGGUAGGCGAGCAGGUGGCCAGCCGUCCCCUCCCUGGGCCCCAGGAGCUGGAAGCGAGGGACGGAGCCGGGACCACUGCCCCGCGCCACCCCGUCCGGCGGAGGACCAGCUCGGGGCAGGAAGGAGGCUUCCGGACGGGCCCUCUCAAGCGUGGCUCUUUAGUUUUACCAGGAGAGAAGGCGGUUUUCAGCCAAGGAUUCCCUGCCCCCUCUCCUGUUGGGCUGGCUGAGCUGACCAAGUCUUGCUGAGGCAGGAUGUUCCUGGUGGGCCUGUCAGGGGGCAUUGCCUCAGGAAAGAGCUCAGUAGUUCAGGUGUUCAGGGAUCUGGGCUGUGCUGUGAUCGAUGCAGAUGCCAUUGCCCACCAGGUGGUAAAACCAGGCUACCCUGCCUACCAUCGUAUUGUGCAAGCCUUUGGACGUGAGAUCCUGCUAGAGAAUGGUGAGAUCAACCGCCAGGCUUUGGGAAGCAUCAUCUUCCGCCAUUCUGAGAAGCGGAAACUGCUGAAUGCCAUCACCCAUCCAGACAUUCGUAAGGAGAUGCUGAAGCAGAUCCUGAAGUACUUGGUUCAGGGGUACCGAUAUGUGAUCUUGGACAUUCCCUUGCUGUUUGAAACUAAAACAAUGUUACGCUUCAUGAAGCACACAGUGGUGGUAUAUUGUGACCCCCAGACCCAGCUGUCACGGCUGAUGCAGCGGAAUGGGCUGAGUCGAGAGGAGGCUGAGGAACGGAUUGCAGCCCAACUGCCUCUGGAAGAGAAGCGCCAACUGGCUCAGCACAUCCUGGACAACUCAGGGGAGUGGGAGGCCACUCGCCGUCAGACCCUCCACCUGCAUUCCCAGCUAGAGGAUUCUCUGGACUUUUUACCAUUGAGGCUUGGCCUGUUUGCUGGUUUUGUUGGCAUCAUAUACCUGUUGUCUCAGCACCUCCUGCUUUAAUAAGGCCCCCAGCCCCUUAAACACCCACUUCCAGGGCUGACAGCCUGGCCUAAUGAUGCUGAGGCCAAGCAACAGGGUCUUGGACGCUGCUGAGGAGAAGGCAAUGUUCUAUCCUGUCCCUCCCUCCCACAGACUCUGAGCUCUUUCCUUCCUCUUGUGUUGGGCAAGCCUGCUGGGCUGAGAGAUUGGGGGAAAGGUUGGCACUAUUGUCAUAAAAGAAACAGCCUUUGGAGGGGACACUGACUACUCCUGAGUUAGGAACCAAUUUACUGAUGUCUCUUUUUCCUUAUUCUGUCCCAGUGGCAUCUUUGUGUGCAUCUUUAAAGAAAGUUUCCUUUCUCCCCUUCCCUCUCUUCAUCUGCAUUGAAGUGGCUCCUGUGGAGCUUUGGGUAAUUGUAGCUCCCUAGUACAACAUGUUGUUCCUUGCUAGUUCAAUAAAUGUCCAUGAAUGAGCACUCUUCA
Molecule: messenger RNA, 1713 nt
Organism: Phascolarctos cinereus (koala)
Lineage: Eukaryota; Metazoa; Chordata; Mammalia; Diprotodontia; Phascolarctidae
Gene: DCAKD
Product: dephospho-CoA kinase domain containing
Biological process (GO): coenzyme A biosynthetic process
Molecular function (GO): dephospho-CoA kinase activity; ATP binding
Source: RefSeq, a predicted model, not a curated record